This is a messenger RNA of Scophthalmus maximus (turbot), 3650 nucleotides long. RefSeq names its product DnaJ (Hsp40) homolog, subfamily C, member 16 (gene dnajc16). The record is from RefSeq and is a predicted model, not a curated record. NCBI's taxonomy places the organism in Eukaryota, Metazoa, Chordata, Actinopteri, Pleuronectiformes, Scophthalmidae. Bases 307 to 2694 code for a protein of 795 amino acids. The transcript is spliced from 15 exons.
GCAUUCACGGGAGAAAACCGCGGCGCGACGGACGUCAAAACCGAAAUCACACACAAACGAAGGGGGCGAAAAAGGGGGGUUGUUUCGAGAAAUACUCACUCUCCCCAAAUUACUUUCGUCGCUGGGUACCUCCCCUCCCCACCCCGCUUCUGCAGGUUGUCAGCCUGCCGCGGAGGGAACCGUGGGAUGCCGCUGAACACACCCCGCGCCGUGCGCGUCGUCUUCCGUGAAGCCGAGGAGCAUCGGAGCGUUUGACCGAAUAUGUGGCGCAGCACCGGUUGACCGCGUCUGCUUCAGGUAACCGUGAUGGCGGGGUCCAAGAUGUCCCUGCUGCCGCUGGCUGCGGUGCUGCUGCUGCUGCUGCCCCCGGUGCUGCUGGCGGGGGGAGCAGCCGACGCCGGGCCCGAGAUGGACCCGUACAAGAUCCUGGGAGUGACGAGGAGCGCGAGCCAGGCGGAGAUCAAGAAGGUUUACAAGCGUCUCGCGAAAGAAUGGCAUCCCGACAAAAACAAGGACCCGGGUGCCGAGGACAUGUUCAUCAAGAUUACAAAAUCCUAUGAGAUCUUGUCCAGCGAAGACAAGCGGGCAAACUACGACCGCUACGGACAGACUGACGACACGCAGCCAUAUGGAGGCGGCCGCUACGGUCCCCGCCACGACAGCUUUCACUUCGACGAGUCCUUCUUCAACUUCCCCUUCAACGGCAAGAACCACAGAGACUUCGCCGACAGCAAGUACACGCUCCAUUUCAACCAGUACGUAAACGACGUGGUGCCCGACAGCUACAAGAGGCCAUACCUGAUCAAGAUCACGUCCGACUGGUGCUUCAGCUGCAUCCACAUCGAGCCCGUCUGGAAGGAGGUGGUGCAAGAGAUGGAGACUUUAGGUGUUGGAAUAGGUGUGGUGGACGUUGGCUACGAGAGACGGUUAGCCAAUCACCUCGGUGCUCACCGCACCCCAUCAAUACUCGGAGUCAUCAAUGGCAAGGUGACGUUUUUCCAUUAUGCCGUUGCCAAGGAGCAUCUGAGGCAGUUUGUGGAAGACCUGCUUCCUCAGAGACUUGUAGAGCGGGUCACUGACAAGAAUGACCUGCAGUUCUUGAACAGCUGGCACGAUCUCAACAAGCCUCACGUGCUUCUGUUUGACCAAGUGUCUGUAGUUCCUCUGCUAUACCAACUGACAGCUUUUGCUUACAAGGACUACUUGCAGUUUGGCUACGUGGACCAGGGCCUCUCCGAGACUGUCGCCCUGCAGAAACAGUUCAACAUCAACACUUACGCUCCGACCAUGCUCGUCUUCAAAGAGAACACCGACAAGCCCGCUGACAUUAUACAGGCCAAAGGAAUGAAAAAGCAAAUUAUUGACGAGUUCAUGUCAAACAACAAAUUCCUCCUGGCGCCACGGUUGGUCAAUCAGAAGCUCUUCGACGAGCUCUGUCCUGUCAAACAGUUCCAUAGACGCAGGAAAUACUGUGUCCUGCUGAUCACACGUGACGAAGAGACCCUUUCCUUUGGGAACCAGGCUUUCCUCUCGUUUGCCUCCACCAACUCCAAGGAAGUUUUGAGAUAUGCUUAUGUGUACCAACAGCUACAGCAGCCACUGUGUGACAUCCUCAUGCAGAACAAGGACAGUGCACAGUCACCACCACAGGUGGUGAUCCUGGAGAGACGUAAUGCAGCAGGGAAGGCCCUGUUCAAGCCGGUGACUGCCUGGAACGGCAGUGAAGAAGACAAGCAAUGUCUUGUUGAUGAGCUGGAGCGGCUGCAGAAGGACCCGUCCAUUCUCGUCCACGACGCCGUGCUGCCGGAGCUCAACAACGAGUUUGCCUCUAUGUUCGUAAUCAGAUGGAUCUACGCAUCGUAUGAUUACCUCGCUGAGGUCAUCGAUGAUAUUCUGCAUAACAACUGGCGUGAGAUGAUGCCUCUGCUGUCCCUCAUCUUCUCUGCCUUGUUCAUCUUGUUUGGAACUGUGGUCAUCCAGGCCUUCAGUGACUCCAGUGAGGAUAAGCAGACAAAACCAAAGGCAAAAGAUGGAACAAAGGCAGAAAAUGGCUCACCAGGGACCGCUGCUUCAAGUCGGCCUCCAAAGAAGAGUUUUGUGGAGGUGACGGAGCUGACGGACAUCACUUACAUAAGCAACCUGGUGAAGUUGAGGCCCGGACACAUGAACAUAGUGCUGGUGCUCACCGACGCCUCUAAGAACAUCCUCCUUAGCAAGUUUGCCAAAGAGGUUUACUCCUUCACAGGGAGCCUGACACUGCAUUUCUCCUUCCUGAACAUUGACAAGCACGGCGAGUGGAUGAACACGCUGCUGGGGUACGCCCACGACGCCAUGCAGAUUGACGGCGACGAGGGCGACGGCGGGAGCCGCAAGAUGGACUACACUGGCCACGUGCUGGCACUCAACGGCCACAAGAAGUACCUCUGUCUGUUCAAGCCCGUCUACACCGGGGAGGACCUCGACAGCAAGUCAUCCGAGGACGAAGGGGUCACCUCGGGGGGGAGGUCGAGGUCCAGCUCCCGCGACGACCACCUGCCGCGCAAGUCCAAACGGUCCCGCAGCAUGUCCACACUGCAGAUCCACCACAAACUGGACCGCCUGGGCUUGUGGAUGGAGCGGCUCAUGGAGGGCACUUUGCCUCGAUACUACGUACCCGCCUGGCCUCGUCUGGACAAGAUCACCCCCUGUAAAUAGAGGGAGGCGACUCCACAAUGACUUGGUGUUUAUCUACUGUCACUCAGAAAUGGGUUUUCCAUGUGUUCUGCUGAAGUGAGGCGAGAGCGGCCUUUUCUUGCACUCGACUUAUUUAUGGUUAAAUUAGUCUUUAAAGUUGGUGUUAACUAAUACAAACAUGGCUUUAGUGCAAAACACUGUUGGACAGAUCCUUAAGCUCGUACGUCCACCGCAUGCUGUUUUUUCGUCUGUUUCCUUCAGGCAGAUGCUGCUGCCACAGCCCUGUGAACUGAAAAACUAAAUCACUGUGGUCACACGUUCUCUUCUGCCUUCAUAUGACCCUCAGUCAUAUGAAGGCAGGAGGCGGGCCAACUACCUUAGUCUUCAUUGAUGAAAACUGUGAAAAGAGAUGCAUGUCUCUAACCCGAAUAAAUCCCCCCCCCCACCGAGAUUUUUUCCUGAAUGCUGAUUUGCCUGUGCAAUAUAGCAUCCUGCUGUAAUGACCAUGCCUUUUAUCGGGACCUCAUAGGGUUCCUCCGCGUUCUUCCUGAUCCUGUGACGGCAGAAAGAGCAAAUACUUGUUUGGUUAAACGGUAAUUGUUGAGACUGUGGUAUCAAAUGUUCUUCGCUAAAGACGAGAAUCAUUUAACGGCAUCAGUUAGCCAGUAGCUGUAUGUAGCAAACAGUUUGUCCAUUUCAUGUUCUGAAUGUUUUCCGAAUGGCCAUGAUUUGACUGAUACAUUAUCACCACAUCAGACACAUGAAAGUGAGGUCAAACUUCGUGUGCGCUUGCUCGGUCUAUUCAUUUCUUUUGUCAAAGUGUCAAAAUGUCAGUAAUAUAAUUUUGUUGGUUCGAUGUAAAUAUUAUACAAACUCAUGUUAUCUAUAGGACCUGUAUUUUAAAAGAGUAUGUGACUUGAAAGACAAAGUUAAUGUUUUACAUGGAUUUAUAAAAACUAAGAAAAUCGCCCUUCUUA